AUGGACGCGGGCGGCUGGGCCGAUCCUACUGGGUCCGCCGAUGGAGAAGCGUUAGAUGUUCUGUCCCACGAACAGCAAGUAGCCGAAAUGCCUCGCGAGAUACACGGCGAAGCGGGGGAGAACGGUCAAGUUGGUAAUCAACCUGAAGAUCUUCAUGGUGAGCAUUGCGGCGACCUCGACGCGGCAGACGCAUUCUUGAGAAAAGGCACGACGGGACAAGCCUUGUUUGAUUGCGAUGGGAUGAUCUCCUCGCCCGCCACGUCGAGCGGCCCCUCUUCAGAUUCUCUGCUCGCGACACACGCCGCAAAUCCCGCCGCGAUAGGCGGCGAUUCUGCUCAGAAGACGAGGACUCCGCGUGUGGGCGUCGAAUUGGCGUCGGCGGAUAACGCCACGGCAGAGCAACAGCAAUGCAGGAGCCAGGGUGGUGGCGUUGGCGUUGCCGUCGGUGGUAGUGUUGCUGGUGCUGAUGCUGACGCCUCUGUCACUGUUGCUUUUCUUGAUGCCGGUACUAUCGCAAACGGCGACGCGACGGCAGAUCGGCAGCCCGGGAUCCCUGGCGUUGGCGUUGUAGUCGGUGGUGACGCCAAUGCGGAUGCUCAUGCUAUUUAUAAUGUUGACGCUGGUGCAAAAGGCGGCGCCACGGCAGGUCAGCAGCUAAGGAGUCAGGGUGCGGGAGCAGGAGCGGCCGCCGGUGAUAGUGGUGGUGCUGAUGCUGACGAUGCGGGUGACGCCGAUGCUUAUGCAAAAGGUGAGACCAGCGCAGAGCAGCAGCGCGGGAGCCAGGGUGUUGGCGUUGUCCUUGCCGGCAGUGAUGGCGGUGUUAUUGGUGCUGGUUACGGCGGUACGGGGCUGACCUAUACCGGAGUGCUGCAGCAGAUCCAGGGGUGUGCGAGUGCUAGCAGCGACGGCGCCACGCCUGCAUCAACCACCAACAUACAGCGAGAUUCGGUGCUAUGUAACAUUGUUUCGCUCGGGGGUGAGAAUGGCGGAUUUGAUGACGCCACGGCAGAGCAGCAGCACGGGAGCCGGGGUGCUGGAGCUGGCGCCGCCGUCGCCGGUGGUGAUACUGCUGGCACUGGUGAUGGUGGUACGGGGCUGACCAUCACAGGACAGCCACAGCAGAGAAAACGACACAAGGGACAGGCGUGUGCCACUGCUAGCAACGACACCGCUGACAGGCCUGCGUCGACCACCAACAUGCGGCGAGAUUCGGAGCAGAGUAACAUCGUUUCGCACGGGGGUGAGAGUGGCGGAUUUGGCGGCAGCAGCAUCACUGCUGCGUGUGACGGCGGCAGCGGCAUGCUGGUGGCCAGCGGCACGGGGGACGGCGACCGAGCUUCUUCUCACCUCUCGGGAACACCACGGGCGUCAAGCAAGGCUGCUCUGAACGAAUCCGACACGGAAGUGGAAGAGAAGGAGACUACAGGCGAAAGGGAACCCGCAGGGAAACGAGAAAAGGUGGCGGAUGUGGAGCAGCUGUCAUCGCAAUCACGACCGUUGUAG
Closterium sp. Naga37s-1 is the source of this 1503-nucleotide messenger RNA. NCBI's taxonomy places the organism in Eukaryota, Viridiplantae, Streptophyta, Zygnematophyceae, Desmidiales, Closteriaceae. The record is from the annotation of a GenBank genome assembly.